AUGCCCGCUGGCUACUCAAGGAUUCUUUUCCAGGACGACUUCUCAACCCAGGCGCCCGGAUCGCCUCCGUCGCCGGCCAAGUGGGCAGUCCAGGCCGGCACGGGGUAUGCCAACGGGCCGGAAUCAUGGGGCACACACGAGGUGCAGAGCUACGGCAACUCGCGGGACAACCUGCGGGUGACGGCGGCCGGGACGCUGCUCAUCACGCCCGUCAACAACGGCGGCAGCUGGACGUCGGCGCGGAUAGAGACGGCGUCGGGGAUCACGCUGGCGUGCGCCGCGGGGGCCAAGCUGCGCAUCGAGGCGUCGCUGCGGUUCGGGGCGGCGCCGGCGUGGCAGCAGAUGGGCAUCUGGCCGUCGUUCUGGGCCGUGGGGUCGGACCUGCGGCGGCGGCCCAACGAGAUGUGGCCGAGCGCGGGCGAGGUCGACAUCGCCGAGAGCAUCAACGGGGUGCCGACGGUGUGGCACACGCUGCACUGCGGCACCGCGCCGGCCGGGCCGUGCGACGAGUUCGCGGGCAUCUCCAGCACGGCGCCCUUCUCGCGCGGCGACUUCCACACCGUCGCCGUCGAGAUCGACCGCACCAACCCCGGCGGCGACUGGCGCGGCGAGACCCUGACGUGGUAUGUCGACGGGGCCGUCACGGCCACCGUCGCCGGGACGCGCGUCAACGACGAGGCCGCCUGGACGGCCGUCACGCGCAACCCAAAGUUCCUCAUCCUCAACGUCGCCAUCGGAGGCGACUUCCCCGACAAUGUCGCAAACGACGCGCACGUCCACACGCCGACGCCGCAGACCGCCGGAGGGGCCGGCGCGUCGCUGGAAGUGAACUACGUUGCCGUGUUCAGCACGUAA
Molecule: messenger RNA, 855 nt
Organism: Lasiosphaeria miniovina
Lineage: Eukaryota; Fungi; Ascomycota; Sordariomycetes; Sordariales; Lasiosphaeriaceae
Product: concanavalin A-like lectin/glucanase domain-containing protein
Exons: 1
Coding region: 1-855 (284 amino acids)
Biological process (GO): carbohydrate metabolic process
Molecular function (GO): hydrolase activity, hydrolyzing O-glycosyl compounds
Source: RefSeq, a predicted model, not a curated record